AUGGCAUUUGCGCAUCAUAGGUGGAUGUACAAUAGGAAUCAUCCUAAUCGUGUGGGGUUAAGGGAUGAAUUUAAAGAAGGGGUUGCUGGAUUUAUUGCUAAGGCAAGGACACUUGAUAAUUUUUGUAUUGAAGGAACGAUUAGAUACCCUUGUGUGAAAUGCAAGUGUGUUAAGCUAUUGGGAGAAGAUAUUGUUACAUGUCAUCUUUUUAAAAAGGAAUUUAUGAAAAAUUAUUAUGUAUGGAUUGCUCAUGGGGAGAAUCUUGAUAGCGUAAAUGAUGGUGAUUUUCAUAAUUUUUUUGGUGGUGAGGAGGGUAGUCCUGUAGUGGAUAAUAAUGUCAAAAAUUCUAGAUUCAAUGACAUGAUGAGGGAUGUCUUUGAGAUGUUCCUGGGAGCUCAAUCUGAAACAAAUGAUGAGCCUAAGAAGUUUUUCAAAGAGUUAGAGGAAGCUAGUUGUCCGUUGUAUGAAGGGUCAAUGCAUUCCAAGUUGUCUGUUGUUGUUCGAUUACUUCAGAUUAAGUCGGAUAGUUCUAUUUCUCAAUCGAGCAUGAAUUUUAUCAUUGGGCUUAUGAAUGAACUUAAUCAGUGUAACAUUAACCUACUCAAAGAUUUCUACACGGCAAAAAAAUUAGUUUUCAAGUUGGGUCUUUCAUCAGAGAGGAUUCAUUACUAUGAGAAUGGUUGCAUGUUAUUCUAUAAGGAUGAUGCAUCUCUAGAUAACUGCAAAUUUUGUAACAAGCCUCAUUACAAGGAUGCCGCAAAUGAUAAAAAGAAGAAGACCCCGAUGAAGGCGAUGCACUACUUACCCCUUAUACCAAGGUUAAAGAGGUUGUAUGCAUCAAUGAGCUCCGCUCCUCAUAUGAGAUGGCAUUAUGAGCAUAGAAGACUAGAUAGUGUUCUAUGGCAUCCUUCAAAUGGAGAAGCAUGA
Nicotiana tabacum (common tobacco) is the source of this 927-nucleotide messenger RNA. RefSeq lists its product as uncharacterized. Lineage: Eukaryota; Viridiplantae; Streptophyta; Magnoliopsida; Solanales; Solanaceae. The record is from RefSeq and is a predicted model, not a curated record.